AUGAAUCCUUCUGCAAGAAACACUCUGUUGAACAAUCACAACACCACCACUACCACCACCAACAACAACCACAACAGCAGUGCUGGAUCAAUAGGAGCCUGCAGAUCCGCUUUGGUCCGAUCAUCAUCGGGACCGACCACAUCAUCGUUUGGAAAUUUAUUUCAUACCACUUCUAUGAGUUCUUCGUCCAUUAUUGAUGGUAAUAACAAUAAUCAAAGAGUUGGAUCAAAUCCUUUUCAUAAUAAUGAUUCAAGGCAUCAACAACAAAUUGGAAAUUCAUUUUCAGCCGCUCAAAACUCAAAUAAUAUUCAUCAGACACAUAAUCAUACUUCCGCGGUUACACCUGCAAGUUUAUUUUCAACGGUUUUUUCCCAAACCACUCUCAAUAAUGUAAAUUCUGUGGUAGAGGACGAGAAUCAACUCAACCGACAGUUUGUACAAUCUGCAAAUUCCGUUGCUCAAUUUUACACCAUGUCCCUGCAAUCGUACAGAAAGUCACACCAACAAGGAGUUCGGAAGGCGAUUCGUAGAAUUUCAACCAUGCUUCUUCAAUAUUGCAAUUUGCAUCAUCAGCACACCCCUCUCAACACGCCUUAUUCCAAUAUUCAAAUUCCAGUUGAGACUAUUCUUGGCUUUCUUAAUCAAGUUUUGCAGGAAGAAAUUUCAUCAACUCAACACAAUGGUGGUAAUAAUAUAAAUUCUACUGUGUCUGCGUCCUCCCAUACCACUUCACCUUCAACAUCGGCAUCACAACAACACCAUCAUGCAACUUUUACAAAUAGUAAUAUGGCUAACAAUUCUUCAGAUUGUAUGCAACAUCAUCAACGGAACGUUUCUCUCAAUCACAAUGCAAAUUCACAAGCAACACCCUCGAACGACGUCACCACAACAGCAGCUACUACACACCCCUCUGAAACAGAUUCCAUGAUGAUAAUAACCAACUCUGAUAAUAACCAAAUUAGUGACAGCCCUUCUGUUCAAGCAACGGAUUGUAUCCAUGCUUCUAGCAGCAGUGGCAAUACUCCUAAUGUUGAUUCUACUCAUAAGUUGUCUCCUCUCUCUGGUGACACUCAUUCUCCAUCGAAAGCACAUUCGAGUAAUAAUUGCGAAGGAGCCAACAUGUCACCUUCUGUGGCUUCUUCAUCUGCCACUACAUCAACGAUUCAAAACACCACAAAUACUGAAGCGGCGAAUGGUAGUACUCACAAUACUAUUCCUCCUCAUCCUUUUUCCUUUUCAUUCCAGUUCUCGAGUCCCUCUUCUCAACCGAUCGUAACAAACCCUUCAACGUCCUCUUCCUUCGACCUUAAUUUCUCCUCUGAUUUUUCAUUUGCAAGUGCCUUAAUGUCAGGAAAUGUGUCAACGCUGCCGAACCGGCAUCAUCAUCGCUCCAAUAAUGGAGGUCUACAUCCAAGAUAUCAUUAUACCUUCCCCUCUACGCACAAUACUUCCCUUAAACGAAGUGCUGACGAAUUUUUAGGACUCAACAACGCCUGUGAAGAUGAUGAAGAGGAGGAUGACGUUCCAACAUUUCUCUUUAGAACGAUUAAUGCUUCUUCUAAUAAUGUUGACACAACUGUCAACUCUACCACAAGAUUGGAAAGUUCUACCUUGGGCAACCUUAGUGGCGCUGAUCACUGCCCUUAUCCCAACUCUGCCAGCAGUCAUUCGCUCGACAUUUCAGCAGGAGACAUUUCUCAAGAGCUAAGUCCUCUUACCCAGUUUUUUAAAAAGAAUAGAAUUUAA
Molecule: messenger RNA, 1746 nt
Organism: Naegleria fowleri
Lineage: Eukaryota; Heterolobosea; Eutetramitea; Acrasida; Naegleriidae
Exons: 1
Coding region: 1-1746 (581 amino acids)
Source: RefSeq, a predicted model, not a curated record